Molecule: messenger RNA, 1080 nt
Organism: Lacerta agilis (Sand lizard)
Lineage: Eukaryota; Metazoa; Chordata; Lepidosauria; Squamata; Lacertidae
Gene: SRD5A1
Product: steroid 5 alpha-reductase 1
Exons: 5
Coding region: 32-853 (273 amino acids)
Biological process (GO): steroid biosynthetic process
Cellular component (GO): membrane
Molecular function (GO): 3-oxo-5-alpha-steroid 4-dehydrogenase activity
Source: RefSeq, a predicted model, not a curated record
GGCUUGGAGCGCGCUGGCGUCGUCGGGGGCCAUGGAUGCGUUGGCGAGGGCGCUGCGGUGCUCGGAGGCCUUUUGGCGGAGCGUCUCCGGCCCGCAGGAGCAGCGGCUGCUGAAUGGGAUGAGCUACGGGAUGAUGGGCAGCAUGGCGCUGGGGAUCCUGGCGUCGCGCUACAUGAAGAUCCCGUACGGGCGAUACGCGUCGUCCGCCUUCGGGCCGCCCAUUCCGGCCAAGGUGGCCUGGGUGCUGCAAGAGGCGCCCGCCUUCCUCGUGCCGCUGUGGCUCAUCUUGGGCAGCGACGGCGCCCGCCUCAGCUUCUGGCCCAACCGCCUCCUCCUGGCGCUGUUCGGCAUCCACUACGGGUACAGGGCAUUCAUCUUUCCUUUCUUAAUUCGUGGAGGAAAGCCAACACCCGCCAUUACAUUUUUGCUAGCUUUUAUCUUCUGCACGUAUAAUGGAUACUUGCAGGGCCGGAGUUUGAGUAACUAUGCAGAAUACUCUUCAGACUGGCCAUCGGUACUGCGCUUCGUCCUAGGUUUCUCUGGGUGGCUAAGUGGCCUGCUGAUUAAUGUGCAUUCUGAUAAUAUUUUGAGGAAUCUCAGAAAACCAGGGGAAACGGGCUAUAAAAUACCAAGAGGAGGAAUGUUUGAAUAUGUGACUGGAGCCAACUACUUUGGAGAGAUUCUUGAAUGGUGUGGAUUUGCUCUUGCCUCCUGGACCUUGGAAAGCACGGCUUUUGCUGUUAGUACAUUCCUGAUAUUAGGAAGAAGGGCACAAAUGCACCAUGAGUGGUACCACAAGAAGUUUAAAGACUAUCCCCGCUCCAGGAAAAUUGUAAUUCCGUGUAUCUACUGAGCUCUUCCUCACAUUUCCUGCCGAUUCUGAGCAAUAGCUGUUGCUUUGAUGAAUAAGAGAAGUUAAUGUUCAAUAAAUGUUGGCUAAACGGGGAAUCUAAAUACCCAUCAGGGAACGUCUGGCAAUGCAAAUACUGUGCUUAAGGAUGCAACAGGGACAUUUUCCGUUAUAAAGUAUUCUUGAAUUAUAGGUGCUAUACCGUAACUCUUUACGAGCUUGUUAUACCU